AUGAAGCCCCAACUCUGCCUCCACAGUCCCCUGAGGAGAUUGUACAUGUAUUUGCCAGUUCAACAGGAGACUCCAACUGAGUCCCCAGAAUCUCCCACGCAGGAGAAACCUCCAACACAGCAGGAGACCCCUGUUCAGACCCCUGGAGAGGUUAAACCUUCCACAACCCAGCAGGACACCCUGGCUCAGGAUUCACAGGCCCCCGAGGAGGAUGAAUCACCUUCAACCCAGGAGGAGGCCCUGGCUCAACUUCCAGGGACUCAGGAAGAGGAGGAACCUUCUCCACCCCAGCAGGAGGCCCCUGCUGAGCUUCCACAAAUUCCCGAGGAGGGUGAACCUUCCUCAAUACAGGAGGAGAGCCAGGGUCAUCAUGCACAGACUCCUGAGAAAGCUAAACCUUCUUCAACCCAGCAGGAGGUCCCAACCCAGUAUCCACAGGCCUCCGAGGAGGGAGAACCACCUCCAGCUCAGGAAGAGGCUCCCACUCAAUUCAACAGAUGUCUGAGAAGAGUAAGUCUUUAA
Messenger RNA from Nyctereutes procyonoides (raccoon dog), 522 nucleotides. RefSeq lists its product as uncharacterized. The coding region runs from base 1 to 522 and encodes 173 amino acids. The record is from RefSeq and is a predicted model, not a curated record. Lineage: Eukaryota; Metazoa; Chordata; Mammalia; Carnivora; Canidae. The transcript has a single exon.